AAGCCGGUGUCUCGAGCGAGUCGCUGGCGCGUCGCUCUCCGCGCUCCCAACUCUUCCACCUUUCCUCGUUCUCCUCUCCCCCCCCCCCGCGCGGACUGGUUGGUUCGUUCUGUUCCUCCCUCCCCCUGUGUUCCCCGCACCUCCCUCCUUGGACUCCCCGCUGUGGUCGGGCUGGGCCAAGCAGCCAAGUCGGAGGACGCAGGCAGGCGGGGCGAAUCAGCCGGAGGGUUGCCGUGGCAGGGGACUGGCUGGCGCCUGAGGGGACACCCCCCUCCUCUUUCCUCGUCGCCUAUUGAGAACCCGGCCGGCUCCUGCGGAGAGAACAGCGCGGAGCGGGGGGGAGAACGCCCCCCCCGUCCCUUGGGCAGCAAUAUGAGUGAGCAGAGCAUCUGCCAAGCACGAGCUGCUGUAAUGGUCUAUGAUGAUGCCAAUAAGAAGUGGGUACCAGCUGGUGGGUCUACUGGAUUCAGCAGAGUUCAUAUAUAUCAUCAUACAGGCAACAACACAUUUAGAGUAGUUGGCAGGAAGAUUCAAGAUCAUCAGGUGGUAAUAAAUUGUGCCAUUCCGAAAGGACUGAAGUACAAUCAAGCAACACAGACUUUUCAUCAGUGGCGGGAUGCUAGACAAGUGUAUGGUCUCAACUUUGGCAGCAAAGAAGAUGCCAAUGUCUUUGCAAGUGCCAUGAUGCAUGCUUUAGAAGUGUUAAAUUCACAAGAAUCUGGUCCAACGUUGCCUCGACAAAAUGCACAACUUCCCCCACAAGUGCAAAAUGGCCCAUCACAAGAAGAUUUGGAAGUCCAGAGAAGGCGACUGCAGGAGCAACAACGACAAAAGGAGUUGGAAAGGGAGAGGCUGGAACGUGAAAGGCUGGAGCGGGAAAGGCUAGAACGAGAGAGACUUGAGAGAGAGAGACUAGAAAAGGAAAGACUGGAGCGAGAGCGGCUAGAACAGGAGCAAUUGGAGAGGGAGCGGCAAGAAAGGGAGCGGCAAGAACGAGACCGGCAAGAGCGCCUAGAAAGAGAGAGAGAAGAGCGUGAGAGAUUGGAAUGGGAAAGGCAGGAAAGAGAGCACCAAGACCAACUAGAAAGAGAGCAACUGGAAUGGGAAAGAGAGAGAAAACUAUCAAGUGCUGCUCUCCCUGCCUCUGUUGAGAACUCUCUAAACUCUGUGCUGGGAGACUCCUCUGCUUCUGAGCCAGUCUUGCAGACAGCCUCUCAGCCGAUUGAACCUCCGUCCCAGCAGGGUGUUAUCCAAGGACCACCUGCACCUCCACCCCCACCACCUCUUCCACCUGGCCCUAUCCAUUCCCCACCAGCAGUCCCACCUCCCCCAGGGCCCCCUCCACCACCACCUCUUCCACCAUCAGGGCCUCCACCUCCUCCUCCUCCUCCACCACCACCUCCUCCUCUUCCUAACCAGGUUCCUCCUCCGCCUCCUGCCCCUCCUCUCCCUGCCACUGGUUUUUCCAUGGGAUCGAUGCCUGAAGACUACCGUCCUUUAACAGGGCUAGCAGUUGCUCUUGCUGGAGCAAAACUCAGAAAAGUAUCACGAAAUGAAGAGGCCACUAACCCAAGUGGGGGAAUGAGUUCUGCUUCACCUAAAACAGAUAGUGGCCGUGGAAAUGGGCCACUUCCCCUUGGAGGAAGUGGGUUAAUGGAAGAAAUGAGUGCACUGUUGGCCAGAAGGAGAAGAAUUGCUGAAAAGGGAUCAUCAGAAGUGGAACCGAAAGAAGAAAAAAAUGAAGAAUCUGAGCCUUCGGCAUCCAAGCCUCCUUCAACAAGCACACCUGAACUAACAAGAAAGCCUUGGGAAAGAACAAAUACAAUGAAUGGAAGCAAGUCACCUAUUAUUUCGAGACCAAAAUCUGCAUCCUCUGGGCAACCCAGUACAAAUGGAGUACAGUCUGAAGGGCUAGACUAUGACAGAUUGAAACAGGAUAUUUUAGAUGAAAUGAGAAAGGAAUUAACAAAACUAAAAGAAGAACUAAUUGAUGCAAUCAGACAAGAACUGAACAAGUCGAAUACAGCAUAGAAAGACUAGGACUAAACCGCUGUGACCACUGGUCUUGGUACAAAAUCAACUACAUUUUGUGAUCUCUUAGAAGAAAAGAAACACCCAUAUGGAAGAAGGGAAAAGCAAGACUGAACUGUCAGAAAUCAUUCUGGUGAUACUGUUUCCCUUUGCUGCUGUGUUCUGACUCUUCAACAGGGUGGAAAAUAGUCUUAAGUUACAGUAACGAUUUAUGCAGAAAAUCCUAUACCUGUCAGACAAGAUCACAGUGCAUUGAAAUGUUUUCAAGAUGAACCUGCACAUAUUUCAUAGUUCAUUAAGACAAAAAAUGGAGAAAAGGUUGGGAAGGCUUUUCAGAGAGGUUUUCUUAAUGAAAGAUCUAGCAAGUUAUACUGUUGAACUGCAAAUGUAUCUCAGGUUAGUCUUCCUAUCAUAUUUGGUAUUUCUAUGAAUAAAAGAUCAAACAUGACUUCAGUUCACAAAAUAAUGAACAGAUAGGAGUAUGUGCUAUAAAACGAAAUAUUGAUGAAUGAGCGAGCUAGGAUGUGGUGGUAUAUUGAGUUUUGGAAUCUUGUGAUAGGAAGCCUCUCUAGUUAGCCUUCAUGCAGUUUUGUAGAGAAAAACGCAAACGCUGUCCAGAGUAUAAAGAUGUAGAUGCCUUCCUAAAUUGUAAUGCUUUACCAAAUCUAAGACUUCUCCAGAAUACAAAUCAACGGUCAAAUGUAAAUUGUUAGAUUGUUAUAGACUUACCAUAGGUUUUCAAGCUUUUUAAGAUUUAUGCAUGUAGACAUUUUUGUAAUAUAACACAACCACAGAGUUGGCUUUUUAAUUUAAAACAUCCUUGCAUGCCACAAAUAUUAAGUAGCCUUUUUACAGUAAGACCUAGUUAAUGCCCAGGCAAAACUUGGGAGGUGUACGAUUGGGGAUGUGGGUGAUUUUUUUAUUUUUAAAAAAAUUUGUAUUAAUUACUGCACUAUUUUUCCUUAUAUUGCAUGCAUGUGUAAUAAUAAGGAAAAUGUUGUGACUUAUCAGUAACCAUGUUAAAUAGAACCAGGUACUUUUUUGUAUCAUUUCUUUAAUCAUUUGUAUUUCAAACUUAAUAAUUCUUCCGUAACAGUUCUGGAAACUUCAAUCAGUUUUGCUGCUUUCUUAACGUGAUCUAAAGUUAAACAUCAUGAUUAUAAUAACAGCUGAUCUUAAAGAGGCAAAUGCAAGUAAUGCAGAGUGUUCUUUCCACAACAGUUACUUUUACCUGUGUAUUGAGGGCAGGUUUUGUUUAAUUGGGUGAAGGGAAACAAUGUUAGGACUGGUGCAAAUGUUAUCUUUCCAGUCCUUUAAACCUUGGGUUAAUAGAUUGGGGGCAGGCCACAAUAUAACUUGCCACAAUUAACUUUUCCCCAGCCCCUUUCCAGUAUAAAUUUCUGCUACCCUUUUCCCCAAAAGUCUCAACUGUGAUUAAGAAUUGCAUCAUUACCAGCCUUAAUUAACAGUAACCAGCCUUGGUUAACCAGAUUCUGAAACCAAUUUCAAAUUCUGUUGAAACAGACCCCUAGUUAGCUUUAAGGAAUGACAGACCAGAAGAAGGUGGGGAGAAGGAACACACUAUUUUACAGUUGCCUUUGUCAACCAUACAUUUGGGCCUUGGUAGUUAACAAUCAAAUAUUGAUGCACAAAGUCACAAGAGGGAAAAGAUUUCAACAGUAAUGGUGGCAACAGUAUGCCUAGGAAGAUGGAAUUAAUUUGCUCUGAUAUUUUCAUCUUCUGUCUCCUAUCCCACUGUCCUAAAUAUAUUAAAAUGACCCCUUUUAGAAGUCAUUGGGUGAGACUGCAGUUUAAAUUUGGCAGAUGUGUGAUAAAAUCUAUAUUAUCCAUUGCAUUUUGAAAUCUCCAAGCUACAGUAGUGCCAUAUUUAUUUUUAUGAGCUAUGCUGAUUUGAAAAUAACUUGUGGCUUUGGACAUCCUUAUUCAGCUUUGUAGAUAACCAUCCAGUUUUGCUUCACAAGAAAGCUUUAACUAGUCUAUCCUCCCAAGUGUUGGACACCAAAGCAAAUUUACAGCACUAAUUGUUGCUUAAAGGCUUGAAUGAGGAAACCCUCUAUUUCCCCUUUUUCUUUAAGACUGAACUAUUGCUUAUAAAAUUUAACCCCCCAAUCAGUGGCUACAUUUUAAAAAAUGGUUCUCUCUGCAUGAAUUAGUUGAAGGCAUUUAAAUCUCAAGGCAAGCAAAUAAUGUUGCUUUCAAAUUAAGAGGAGGCAUUUUCAUCUUUUUAAAAGUGACUUCUGUUUAAACAGUAUAACCUUAAAUGCUUACUCUUGUCAGAAAUCAUGUUUGAUUUUGUUUGUAAAGAAAAUUCAGCGAUAGUCUAGCAGAAUGUUAUAGGUGUAAGUGGUCCAAAGGUAAGAAACUUAAAUUACUAGAUUGUGAACGAAACUGGUUAAUGCACUAAACGUUUUGUGCCUUGGUCUAAAAUUAACAUGAUUUCUGUUAAAAGAAAAAGAAAACAGAGGUCUUUGUACUCUUUCUACAUGCAUAUUUACGUGAUCCUGAAUUGGACCGUACCAGGAAAUCCAGUUUGAGUUAAACUGUAAAUUCAUGCUGUUGUACUGACAGCUAUGCCAUUGCCAGAUAUUCCUGUAAUUAAAAUGAGCUACAGAAGAAGCUUAGGUUAUUUUAAUUACUAUUCUUUAAAAAUAAAAAAAAGAAAUGUUAUGGUUCCUGUGCUUUUGUACAGCGGAUGCCUUAAGCUGAAUGUGGUUUAGGGGAUCACUUUUAAUUCCAGGAAGGUAUUACUUUCCUCAACACUGUGAUCUGAUCUGUGAUUAAUCUGUCCUAUCCAUACACAAGUGGCUAACAAGUCAAUUGCAAACAAACUGAAUGUACAAAUCUUAGUGCUGGUGCUGAAAUCUCUUCAGAGAGUUGUCAUGAAACAAGUUCAUUGUUCAAAAGGUUUGCAAGCAUCAAGUGUCAAUCAAAACUGAAGAUGAAACACUAAUGAAUGUUUGAAUUUUCAUGCAUUUAGUUUUACCUCCUUUGAGUUUUUCAGUUAAUUCUCUGCUAUUUUUACCAUAUUGUCAUUUUAAAAUUUCUUAAAUGCUAACUUUGUUUUGUUUGAGCAGAUGAAAUAAAAUUGCAAUAUAUACAUGC
Messenger RNA from Hemicordylus capensis (graceful crag lizard), 5154 nucleotides. RefSeq names its product ENAH actin regulator (gene ENAH). The record is from RefSeq and is a predicted model, not a curated record. NCBI's taxonomy places the organism in Eukaryota, Metazoa, Chordata, Lepidosauria, Squamata, Cordylidae. The transcript has 14 exons. Gene Ontology annotation, biological process: axon guidance; actin polymerization-dependent cell motility; actin polymerization or depolymerization. Gene Ontology annotation, molecular function: SH3 domain binding; profilin binding. Bases 373 to 2031 code for a protein of 552 amino acids.